Messenger RNA from Selaginella moellendorffii, 1709 nucleotides. RefSeq names its product DNA mismatch repair protein MSH3. Gene Ontology annotation, molecular function: mismatched DNA binding; ATP-dependent DNA damage sensor activity; ATP binding. The record is from RefSeq and is a predicted model, not a curated record. Gene Ontology annotation, biological process: mitotic recombination; mismatch repair. The transcript is spliced from 6 exons. Gene Ontology annotation, cellular component: nucleus. NCBI's taxonomy places the organism in Eukaryota, Viridiplantae, Streptophyta, Lycopodiopsida, Selaginellales, Selaginellaceae. The coding region runs from base 3 to 1709 and encodes 568 amino acids.
GAAUGGGAAAGAGAAAGAAGGACGAGGGCGCUGCCGCCGCCAAGGGCCAGGCGAUCAUCCCCAGCUUCUUCAAGCGAGGUGAGACCGAUGCAUCGCGGGCUCCCACACUUGUGUGGCCAUCGCCGUAUCAUCUCAGGCGAUCAGCCGAGAAUGCGGCCAGCGCGAGUAAGAAACGGUGCUUGAAUUUAGAUGUAGACGCCGGGUCGGGCGAUGGGAAGGAUGCCGAUUGCGGAGUAUCGGGGGAAGCGAUUAAAGACAGGCGUAGAAAGUUUGUAGAUGUUCUUCUUGGAGAGGGGGACAGGAAUGGCGGUGGUGGAAAUUCCUCCUUUUAUGGAAAGCCGCCGUCAGGGAAGGAGAAGCUUACUCCUCUGGAGCAGCAGAUUGUGGAGCUCAAGAAGAAAUUCCCAGACAUCCUUCUCAUGGUCGAGGUGGGAUACAAGUUUCGAUUUUUCGGAGAGGAUGCGGAGAAAGCAGCCAAUGUUUUGGGAAUCGUUGCUUACUACAGCCACAACUUUCUCACUGCCAGCGUUCCAACGUUCCGGCUGCACGUACAUGUGAGAAGGCUUGUGGAAGCUGGCUACAAAGUUGGCGUUGUCAAGCAGACCGAGACAGCGGCUAUCAAAGCUCACGGGACGAACAAGGCUGGCCCGUUCUCGAGAGAUCUCUCGGCGCUAUAUACCAAGGCCACGCUCGAGGCCGGGGAGUUUCUUGGGGGAGAAGAGAGCGGGGAAAGGGAUGGACCUAUUCGUCUUAGCAGCUAUAUCAUGUGUGUUGUGGAGGAGGCAAUCACCGAGCACAAGGCCAACGCUGGAAAGGACGAAGUGAGGGGAAGUUUUGAUGCUAGAUUUGGGGUGGUGGCCGUGGAAACCUCGACCGGAGACGUGAUGUAUGGUCACUUUAUGGACACUGUCACCAGGACGGAACUGGAAUCACGGUUGCUUGCGUGUGCUCCCGCAGAACUUCUUUUAUCUGCGUCCUUGUCCGCUUCUACAAAGAAGUUGUUGAUGGACUAUGCAGGCGCAGCGGAUGUUCGAGUCGAGAAGACGCCUGAGAACUCGUUUGAAAAUGGCGGUACCGUUGCUGCUCUUGCGGACUUCUACGGGAGCUUGGCGUCUUCUAAGAAAGGCUGUCUGGACGAGAAGGUUGAUGGAGGGCUAGAGGCGUUGAUGACGAUGCCAGAAAUCGUGGUUGCUGCGUUUGCGCAUAUAUUUGCUUACCUGAAGCAGUUUAAUCUGGAAAAUGUAUUGCGCUUAGGAGCUCUUUUCCGACCAUUUGCCGGGCAGCAAGAGAUGACGCUCUCGCCCAAUACCAUCCGCCAGCUUGAGAUUCUACAUAACCAAACUGAUGGUACUGAAAACGGAUGUUUAUUCUGGCUUAUGAACCACACAAAAACUGCUUUUGGCGCGAGGCUGCUUAAGUAUUGGGUGACCCAUCCGUUAAGAGACCGCAUGCUUAUUUCUCAACGUUUAGACGCCGUUGCGGAAAUUGCCGAAUCCAUUGGAGAUAAAGGCAGAGGUACAACAGUUGCAACUUUAGCUUCAACGUGGUUGCUGCUGGGAAAAUUGCCUGAUCUUGAGCGUGGUAUCACAAGAAUUUAUCACAAAACAGCAACAACGUAUGAGUUCAUUAACGUGAUUAAUGCGGUUAUGAAAGCAGCGUCCCAGUUUCAACGGGUUCGCGACGCCAGAGCAGGGCCGCACAAUACCUGA